Messenger RNA from Melanotaenia boesemani (Boeseman's rainbowfish), 1136 nucleotides. Its product is annotated as gastrin-releasing peptide. Gene Ontology annotation, biological process: neuropeptide signaling pathway. The transcript is spliced from 3 exons. The record is from RefSeq and is a predicted model, not a curated record. Gene Ontology annotation, molecular function: neuropeptide hormone activity. NCBI's taxonomy places the organism in Eukaryota, Metazoa, Chordata, Actinopteri, Atheriniformes, Melanotaeniidae. Bases 504 to 941 code for a protein of 145 amino acids.
UAAAGAGGAGCCAUCGCCUCCCUUAAAUUCGUUGGUUACUUGAGGUUCAAAAUGUUUGGCAAAGUAAAUAUACUUUUACACGACCAUUUCUCUUGUUACCUACAUGAAUGAUGUGCAGAUUUCUUCAUGGUCACGACCCUUCUGCUAGACGGAAACCAUCAAGUUCCAUGAAAUGACGCUGACACCUCCUGCAGUCACCCCCAAAUAUCUGGGCGAACAACAGCGAUAAGUAGCCUAAUCAAACACUACAAAUCAUAAUUUGUCAUCACUUUCUUAUUUUGGCGGCGGUUGCGUGGCACUGACGUACAGCUGUAUCAGGAGGGGCAUUUAACUUUCAUCAUUAGUCAUUUCUAUCAACGGCAUCAGGAGGCAACUUCAGCAAGUCCGCAGCUGGACGCAGCGUAAAAAUCUACUAUUCUGGAGAAUUUCUAAAGUUAUAUCAACUGAUUAACUGCUACUUAAGGAUUAUUAUACGCGCUUUAGAUCUGAUAUUUUCUCAUACAAUGGGCGGAGUAUGCUUAUGUUAUGCAUGGACUUGCAGACCGCUUUGGCCAGUUUUUAUUAUCCUGGCUGCAAUACCUUGUUUCUUUCACUGCUCAGAGAGUCCUGCAGCAGUUGUUGGAAAAAUGUAUCCCCGCGGCAAUCACUGGGCAGUAGGUCAUUUAAUGGGGAAAAAGAGCAUUAAGAGCCAGCCUGAACUGCAGGAGGCACACACUGACAAGGACUACCUCACACCCUCAGAAUCAGUCAGGAUCUCUGAGCUGGACCGACAUCAGACACCUGUGGGGGCUCUGCAGCCUAAGAACCAAAAACACAUGAAUCCGCGAAGACUGCUUCAGUUCCACCGUAGCUGGAGAGAAGAGGAGAGAGCAGAAUAUCUCCAAGAGAUGUCAGAUCUGCUUCUUUUGGCUUUGAAGCUGCAAGACAACGGCUCCUCCUGAAUGCAAGACAAAACAUGUUUUAAAUAAACAGUUAUUGACUUUACCUUUUCUGUAAUCACAUAUGAACACUGUGUAUAUUUGCUGCUGUAAGAAUAUGCUGGAAAUGUGAAAAAGUUUAAUUUUGAGUCAUUUUAAAUUUCUACAUGCUCACCUCACAGUGUUUUGACUACUGAGUUAUCUGACAAGGUUGAGUUA